Molecule: messenger RNA, 648 nt
Organism: Sphaerulina musiva SO2202
Lineage: Eukaryota; Fungi; Ascomycota; Dothideomycetes; Mycosphaerellales; Mycosphaerellaceae
Exons: 1
Coding region: 1-648 (215 amino acids)
Source: RefSeq, a predicted model, not a curated record
AUGGUCGACUCCCGCGGUGCCUGCCCGUGUCAGUUGUCUGUUCUUCACAGGCGGUAUGGUUGGAUAAUGAACGCAGGCGACAUGGCGGGCGUAGAAGCAGCGCUGGGAGUGGAAUCACCCUACAGUGGUCGCUGGUAUGACCCACAAAGCUUGGACCAAUUCAAUUUCGAGCCGUUGACUACGCCGCCAAUGCCUCCAGCGACAGAGACUGGACACACAUACCGACACCAGAACCACUUCCUAGCGAUGGACCCUCACGCCCCAUUCUCAACACAAAGCUACUUAUCCGGAACGACCGACGACACCAAGGCGAAAAACCAGAUGGGAGAGAAGAUGCUCCUCGUCCUCGGCGAGUGGGCGUGGUCACACCACAUCACGACGACCGUCGUGGAGUACGAGGACUGGACGGCCAUGAUCGAGUGGGCAGAAGCCUGGUGUAUACGCCAUGGCCACACCGGCAAGUUCAAGGUCGCCUUCCGUCGGUCGCUGUUGGAGAAGACGAUGCGCGGCCCCGUAGAACACACGGCUUUUCGGGAGCUGAUGGACACGUUCGUGGUGGUCUGUCGUGGAAGGCGUAUCCGUAUGCUGGACGAUGAGUGGGACUGGCUCUGUGAGCGUUUGCAGGAGAUGUACGUGGCGACUGGAUGA